AUGUCAUCACCUGUUCCGAAUUAUCCUCCAAAUUACGGAUCAUUGAUGCAAUAUUUUUCUCAAACACCUCCUCUUUCUUCUACUCCAACGAGUGAUGAAAAUGUUCUGAGAGCAACUGAAUUUCCCGAAUUUUAUAACCAAAUAGGUCUUGGUGGCAUGAGCGGUGCUAGCGAACCCAUUUCUGACGCAAAUGCAAAUGAACCAGCUCAAGCUCGCCGCAAAAUCCCUAAGUGGACAACCAAUCAAAAUUUGGUGCUACUUAGUGGAUGGAUUAAAUAUGGAACAGACAGUAUUGUUGGCAGGAACCAGAAAAGCGAAGCAUACUGGAGUAAAAUUUCUGAGUACUGUAAUGAGCAUUGCUCAUUUGAUCCUCCCCGUGAUAGAGCUUCAUGCAGAAAUCAUUUCAACUAUUUGAAUAAAAAGUUAAGCAAAUGGAGUGGCACUUACAAUAACGCUAGGCGUAUGCAACAAAGUGGAUGGUCGGAGAAUGAUGUAAUGACAAAAGCGCACAAAUUAUAUUCAAGUGGUAAGAAUGAACAUUUCAAUUUAAUGUCGGAGUGGCUUGCUGUUCGUGAUCAACCAAGCUAUAGUAGUCAAGUAGGAGGAAAUAUUGGCUCUACAAGUAGUGGAUCUAAGAGAUCCCGAGAGAGUGAUGCCAAUGAUUCAAAUUCCGUAGGAUCAAACUCUGCAGGAUCAAGUGCUCGUCCAAUGGGGAUAGAGACAGCAAAAAAAAAGGCAAAAAGAAAAGCAAAGGCGCAGCUUUGGAAACCGUCAAUGAAGAGUGGAAUGAAUACAAACAAUUCAAAGAGAAAGAAUUGGAACGAUUGGACAAAAUAG
Brassica oleracea var. oleracea is the source of this 837-nucleotide messenger RNA. RefSeq names its product glutathione S-transferase T3-like. NCBI's taxonomy places the organism in Eukaryota, Viridiplantae, Streptophyta, Magnoliopsida, Brassicales, Brassicaceae. The record is from RefSeq and is a predicted model, not a curated record. Bases 1 to 837 code for a protein of 278 amino acids. The transcript has a single exon.